This is a messenger RNA of Solea senegalensis (Senegalese sole), 2129 nucleotides long. RefSeq names its product DnaJ (Hsp40) homolog, subfamily C, member 3a (gene dnajc3a). NCBI's taxonomy places the organism in Eukaryota, Metazoa, Chordata, Actinopteri, Pleuronectiformes, Soleidae. Bases 198 to 1697 code for a protein of 499 amino acids. Gene Ontology annotation, molecular function: protein-folding chaperone binding; misfolded protein binding. The transcript has 12 exons. The record is from RefSeq and is a predicted model, not a curated record. Gene Ontology annotation, biological process: protein folding in endoplasmic reticulum. Gene Ontology annotation, cellular component: endoplasmic reticulum.
GUCACCCACGAUCGGUCGGUUGCGUGUGUCUGCUCCUCUUUAACUGGGAGAAGAAAAGCAAUGUGACAGACGGACAGACACUCGUGUAAGAGUCCUGUGUGGAGAACUAAAGCGAACUUUUUUAUCUAACGUAACAUCAGCCGUAAAGUUCGUGGGUCGUCAGGAUACGAGGACGACCGUCAGAUCCACAGUUAACCAUGGUUUCCAUUGACCAUGUCGCCCAGAGAGUACUGACAUACAUCCCAUAUGUACUUGUCUUGAUUGACAUGAGAUAUGAAGGCGUGAAAUGUGGUCGGGAUGGGAGUGUAGACAAUCAUAUAGAGAUGGGGAAGAAACUGCUCGCUGCUGGCCAGCUAGCAGAUGCCCUCUCUCAUUUCCAUGCUGCUGUAGACGGAGAUCCAACCAACUACAUGGCCUACUACAGGAGAGCCACAGUGUUUCUAGCAAUGGGGAAGUCAAAGUCUGCGCUGCCAGACCUGAGCAGAGUCAUUGAGCUCAAACCAGACUUCACAUCGGCACGACUUCAGAGAGGAAAUCUCCUUCUGAAGCAGGGAAGACUUGAUGAAGCAGAAAGUGACUUCAAGAAGGUGAUGAAGUCCAGCGCCAGUGACAAAGAACAGAAAGAAGCCCAGAGCCAGCUGACAAAGUCAGAUGAAAUUCAGCGUCUGGUGGCUCAGGCUCACAGCAGCUUCAGCAGCAAAGAUUAUGUGACAGCUGCUUCCCAGCUUCACGCUGUCAUUGAGACAUGCGUUUGGGAUGUGACUGCUCGUGAGAUGCGAGCUGAAUGUUUUAUCCAGUUGGGAGAGAUGGGGAAGGCCAUCAGUGACCUUAAAGCUGCGUCCAAGUUAAAGAACGACAAUACGCAGGCUUUCUACAAACUCAGCACCAUCUACUAUAACCUUGGAGACCACGAGAUGUCCCUCAAUGAGGUGCGCGAGUGCCUGAAGCUGGAUCCUGAUCACAAGGAGUGUUACAGCCACUACAAGCAGGUCAAGAAGCUCAACAAACAGAUCCAGUCUGCAGAGGCACUCAUCCAAGAGCAGAGGUAUGAAGAAGCAGUGAGCAAAUAUGAGACGGUAAUGAAGACCGAGCCCAACGUGCAGCAUUUCUCUCUGCGCUCAAAGGAGCGCAUCUGCCAUGCGCUAUCAAGGGGCCAGCAGUCGAGCAGAGCUGUGUCAGUGUGUAGCGAAGUCCUGGAGUCAGACCCAGAGAACGUCAACGUGCUGAAGGACAGAGCUGAUGCCCACAUCCAAGAGGAACAGUAUGAAGAAGCCAUCAAGGACUAUGAGACUGCUGCUAAACACAGUGAGAAUGACCGUCAGAUAAAAGAAGGCCUGGAGAAAGCGCAGCGACUCCUCAAACAGUCGCAGAGGAGGGAUUAUUACAAGAUCCUUGGGGUGAAGAGAAAUGCACAGAAGAAGGAGAUCAUUAAAGCCUACAGGAAACUGGCACAGCGGUGGCACCCGGACAACUUCCAGGAUCCGGAGGAAAAGAAAAAGGCAGAGAAGAAGUUUAUAGACAUCGCUCAAGCUAAAGAGGUUCUCACUGACCCAGAGAUGAGAAGCAAGUUCGACCAGGGGGAGGACCCCAUGGAUCCAGAGAGCCAGCAAGGUCACCAUCAUCAUCAUCAUCACUUCCAAGGAGGUUUUAAUCCAUUUGGUUCUGGACCUUUUAACUUUAAAUUUAACUUCAACUGAGGAAGAGGCUCGUCACCCAGCACUACUGAAAGACUCCGUUUCUAUUUUCCUCCCUAUUUGAAAGGGAGGCGGCCCGACACGAGGAACGCCAGUGCGUAACCGUUUAAGCGUGGAGCCAAACUGCCACUUAAAUUCAGUGACCUUAAUUAAAACGACGCAUCACGAAUGUUGUUGAAUAAAGAGCAUCCAAAGAUUCUGCCCGGGGGAAGGACUGUUGCUUGCGCUCACAAAUAUCGGGUUACACGUGAAGCCAGUUCUGUCUGUUGAUUCGACAUGACCGUUUAAUGUACACUAUGCAGUUUGCAUCCAUUCAGAAGAUUCCGUUUGUACACAGGUGCAGCACUAUUUUUAUACGAAUGGAGUUUUUUCUGAAGUGUAAAUAAAGAGCUAUUUAUGUACAUUAAAAUGAACCGAGGGUCACGAGUGAUUGGA